Molecule: messenger RNA, 1484 nt
Organism: Phymastichus coffea
Lineage: Eukaryota; Metazoa; Arthropoda; Insecta; Hymenoptera; Eulophidae
Product: protein FAM8A1
Exons: 6
Coding region: 233-1195 (320 amino acids)
Source: RefSeq, a predicted model, not a curated record
AGAUUAGAGACACUAGUACAGAUUCAUAGAACAUACUUGUAGACAAAGUGUAUAGAUAUAUAGAGCAUAUAAUUAAUAUUUAAUAUUUUCUAUAUUCUAAUAAAAAAUAAAACAAGUAUAGUUAUAUAUAGUACUUUCUUGUGAUGCCUAUAUUGUAAUGUAAAAUCAAAUAGUGUAAACUGAUUCCUGAAUUGAUCAUUUUUAAUCGAGGUAUGUACAUGUUCUAAACAAAAUGGCAGAGAUAAAAAAAGAAACUGAAAAAGAAAACGCUAAUGAGGUUGAGCCUAUCCAUACUAGUGAACAGAGAACAGAAUAUUUUAAGAAACUAGAAGAAUGGUUGGUUGAAGCUUAUGCAUGGCAUGCCUUUGUUGCCGCAGUUCCUCAUCUUGUUGCCUCUAGUCAUAUGUUUCCAGGAACCCUUCCAAUAUUGAAUCCUGUUGGUACACCAUUAAUAAGUGCCAACGUAAGUCCACCGGAUCAACAAACAAGUGAUGUUGGAGUUCGCCAAAGAAGAGCUAAUGAACCUGUAACUAAUCAAAUGCAAGAACCUGGAGUUACAGGUAUCACUUAUCGAAUACCACCUAUUUGGAAAAGAUUUGUUGCAGAAUUCAUUGAUUCUAUGUUAUUAUUUUUAUUAAAAUUGUCUAUAACUUUUAUUGCUGUAGAUAUAUUCGACUUUAUAGAUAUUGAGCGUUAUUAUUUUGACAUGUUGCAAACUAACUUAAGGAUUGACUAUAAAAUGGCUCUAGAAUUAACAUCUGGAAUUUUAAUUUUGGAGCUGAUUCAUAGAAUAUUUGUUUGUGUAUUUGAGGCUUCUUGGUUACAACACGGAAGAAAUGGUAGAAUAGGUGGUGCUACACCAGGAAAAUCAAUAAUGCGCUUGAAAGUUGUACAGUGCAAAAACGUUACACCUGUAGGAAGACAAGAUGAAGAACUUGUCUUAGUAGUACCUGGAACUGAUUUGGGUUUGAUGCCAGCUCUAGGACGAUCUGUUCUAAAAAAUCUUAUUCUGGCAUUUCUUUUUCCAAUCUGUUUUGUUAUGUGCUUCUUCAGAUUUAAUCGAACAGGUUAUGAUCUAGCUUGUAAUUCAAUAGUUGUUGAAGAUACAUAUAGGAAUGGAAAUAAUAACAUUAAUAACAACAACAAUAAUAUCAAUAAUAAUAAUAUCAACAAUGAAAGAGCCCAACAAAACUAAAACUUGUUAGCCAAAUACUAGAGUUGGAGUGUACAUAAGACAUAAUUUUGUAAUAUAUAUAGAUGUGAUAUGUUCCAGCAGUAAUGAUGAGUGAUACAAAAUGUUAAAACAUUUUUUUAAUUGUGUAAUUUAAAUAUACUUGAAAUUUUCUGCAUCCCAAGUAAUUAUUAUAAUUCAUAGUGAAUAAUACAUAUUAAAACAGAAAAUGAAACAAGUAAAAAGAAUCUUUAAUUUUACUCUGAAAAUUGUGUUAAAAAAUGUUAUAAUUCAAAAAAAUAUACACAUUACG